CUUUCGUAACCUUCACGAUGUGGGGUCGGUCAGAGUGCGCGGGCGAGACGGUCUACCGAGGCUUUGUAGUCGGUCCCAGUGGCAACAUUGGAGGGUCGAGAGGUGGCCCUGGUCCCGUUGUCUGUCUACCAGAAAACCCGUUAGGUUCUCAUAAUGUCGAACCACAAAUCCUGCCGCCCAUUCACCUCCAGCCACCCGCACACACAGAAUCUGGGGUCGGGACGGUUAAGACGCCAUGCGCUGUGUGCGAGCUGUAUUUCGUGCACGACGUCAUUGUGAUUCCCGGUAGGAACGAGUGCUUCGGCGAGUGGAGGCGGGAAUACGUCGGGUACAUGGUUUCCUUUUACGGCGAUAGCGGGAUCUCGGAGAGCGUGUGUCUACAUGAGAGCCAGAGUCCUCGAAUAAGCACAACUGUUAAUAGUACCAUGAUUGAUGCGCCGCUUAUGAUGCAUAUUGGUGUCCGUGGCGUUACGAAUUACAUCUCCACUUUGCCUUUGAUAUGCUCGGUGUGCUCCCGUUGAACAAAUGUGGCCAUUCGGACGAGGUGCGUCGCAAAAUCAGUUGUACCGGUAAUAGUGUUUACAACUGUGCGUGUGCAUUAUGUAGAUUUUUGAAGCUUUAAUACUAUCGAGCGUGGUAAGAAUUGAUACUAUUGUAUAUCAAAUGGACAAAUCACACAGAUACAGCAUCUUCACACUUAAAUGUCAAUAAAAGACUCUUUCCGAGUA
Molecule: messenger RNA, 728 nt
Organism: Dreissena polymorpha
Lineage: Eukaryota; Metazoa; Mollusca; Bivalvia; Myida; Dreissenidae
Exons: 2
Coding region: 18-521 (167 amino acids)
Source: RefSeq, a predicted model, not a curated record